Messenger RNA from Maudiozyma saulgeensis, 3249 nucleotides. The record is from the annotation of a GenBank genome assembly. Lineage: Eukaryota; Fungi; Ascomycota; Saccharomycetes; Saccharomycetales; Saccharomycetaceae.
AUGUAUGAAUCUAAUACAGGACACUCAAUGUCAAAUCCAGAUCUUGUAAAACCUUUACCGAUGAACACCCGAGAUAGGAGAAGAUCAUCAAUUAAAAGUGCAUUAUCAUCAUUAUUGACAACAAAUUCAACAACAACAACAACAGCAACAACAACAACAACUAGUAAUAAGAUAUCACCAAGAAAGAAGAAAAUUAAUUCACAAAGUCAACGGAAUACUCCCAGUAGUAGUAGUAAUAGACGACAUAGUACUAAUUCUAUUCAACCAUCUUCCAUACAUCAAAAUGUAAUCGCAACAAGAAGAAGAAAUAAUAGCCAUCACAUGGAGAACAGUAAUCCUAUAGCCAAUACAGUAUUUGAUAACAAACGCUAUAUCGACCAAUACCUUUUAAGUCGUGGAUUUGUAAGUAAAAAAACUAUCAUCAAUAAAAAAAAUAUCAAUAAUGGUAAAUUCGUUGUAACGGUUGCUACAACGGGGAGCACGAUUUUCUUACCAACAGUUUCUCCAACUGAUGACGAAUAUUUAGCUCGGCUGAAUGGAUUAAGACCAGAAGACAGUGAAGAAUUUUUGUUUAACGAUGACGAAGAUGAAGAUGAAGAACAAGAACAAGUACAAGAUGAAGAAAAUCCCGUGCAAGAGGUUAGAAACAAUAACGAUGCUAGAAAUGAUUCGGAACAAAGGGGACAAACUGCAGUUGGCACCAAUACAUCAACCGCCAAUGGCAACGAGCAAGAACAAGAAGGCAGAACUGCAUCACGAAGCUCGGCGGCUACAGGCGUCCAAUCAAUGGACACAGAGAACAGCAGUCGAAUACCUUUCAGCACAGCAAUUAUCAUCUCUACCGACACCUCUGUAUCGUUCGAAUCGUUUAUUAUAGAAUUAGCCGCUAAAGUCAAAGUCUUUUGGAAUAAUGGUGUGCCACCGACCAAAUCGUUCAAUGAAGAAUUUUAUAAUGCGGGCUCAUUAUUUUGGUCGUUGAAUAGUAAAAACUUUAUUUUAUUUGUUCCAAAAGAGGUGUCGGCGGCUAAUCAAAUUGUGGAAAAUAAUUUAAAUAAUAUUGAUAGACGUUUGUUUCGUAAUACUUCAUCAUCAACAAGGAAUUAUUUAGAUAAAAAUAAAACAAAAGAACAAUUCUUACAAUUAUUAUCAAAUGAUAAAAAAUCACAAAAUAAUAAUUUAAAACCUGGAACUUAUAUCUUUAUUUUACCUGUAAUGUUUGCUAACCAUAUCCCUGAAUCAAUGUAUUUCCCAUCGGCUAGAGUAAAUUAUAAAAUUAAGUUUGGUACAAAACUAUUUUUAUCAACAGGUAGUAAUAACAAGAAUUCUUCUUCUUCUUCUUCUUCUUCUUCACAAAUUUCUUUAAAUUCAACAAAUUCUUCAAUUAGAGGUACAGAAGCUGAACAAAUUUAUCAAAAAAAACCAUCCUUAAAUAAUAAAUCUUUAUUCAGUAUGAUGAAACAUGGAUUACAAAAAUUACCACAUCAAAACCAAAAAAAUAUAUCCCCGGGCGAUUCUUCUAUUGAUAAAAAUAAUAAUUCAUCGUGUAAUGGUUUAAAUCUUUAUGCCGAAUAUCCUUUAAGAGUAGUCAGAACACCACCUCCUGUGUCAAUUUCAACAGCUAAUAAACCAAUUUAUAUUAAUCGUGUUUGGACAGAUUCUUUAUCAUAUGAAAUAUCAUUUCAACAAAAAUAUGUUUCUUUAGGUAGUGAUUGUAAGUUAAGAUUAAAAUUAGCUCCAUUAACCAAAAAUAUUAGUAUCAAGAGAGUUAGAGUUAGUAUCAAUGAAAAGAUUACAUUUGUUUCAAAAAAUUAUGAAUUUGAAUAUGAUCAAAUUGAUUUAGUGGCAAAGGAUCCUUAUAACCCGUAUUAUCUUGAUUUUCAAUCAAAGAGAAGAAAAGAAAGAAAUUUACCUUUAUUAGAAAUUAGAACAAAGGAUAAAGGUUCAAGAGCAUUAAGAGAAGAAAUUAUUGAAAAUAGUUGUCAGGAUAAUUUAUUAUCAUAUUCGUCAUUUCCUGAAGAAAACAAUGUUAAUAAUAAUAAUAACAAGAAAAAUAAAAAGACUGAGCCUAUUGGAAUUACUGAAGAAAUUUGCAUUGAUACAAUGUUACAUUUCCCAAAAUUUGAAGAUUUAGAUAAACAUAAAGCUAAAAUUAUUGCACCAUAUGGAAUUGAUAUUUUUAAUACUGAAUUAAAUCCUGAAAUUUCAUCAUCACCAACUUCAUUAAAUGGAAUAAUAUCUACAGAUAAUAAUGGUAAUAAUUCUGAAUCUCAUAAGACUACAAGUAGUAGCGUUAUGGGCUUUUUAGCAAACCAUAAUCCAAUUACUAGUAGUAGCAAUAAUAAAAAUUCAAAAUUGAGACAAAAUAGUAAUGGUAAUCCUUCACUUGCGAAAAAAUAUAAUAUAACAAAGAUUAAAACAACAUCAGGAACAGAAGUUGAAACUCAUACUAGAUUAAAUAAACCAAAGAGAGGACUUUAUUUAGAUAGCUUACAUUUUAGUAACAUUCAUGCAAGACAUAAAUUAGAAAUUAUGUUAAGAAUAAGUAAGCCUGAUCCAAUGGAUAAUUCAAAAUUAAGACAUUAUGAAGUUUUAAUCGAUACACCAAUUGUUAUCGUAUCAGAAUUAUGCAAUUCAGGAAAUAUGGAAUUACCAACUUAUCAUAUGGCUACAACAACAACAAACAAUUCCACUGCUACAACUAUGAAUAACUUUGUUGGUAUCGAUACUCAUAAUAAUCACGAUGCCCCUCCAUCUUUUGAAGAAGCAAUUUCUGUACCAGGUUCUCCACUUGGUUCACCAAUGGGUUCACCAAUGGGUUCACCAAUUACAUCACCUCUGACAUCUCCAAUGGUUUCCCCAAUUGGUUCUCCUGAAGUAAUUCCAAGUUGUGAUUCAGAUUUAUAUUCAAUUCAACAAAUUAAUUUAUCUAGAGGUACAACAAUUAGAAGACCACCAUCUAUUGGAUCUGAAAAUAAUAUUAAUAUUAAUAAUAAUAAUAAAAACGCCAAUAAUACCACUACUACACAACCUUCUAAUACAAAUGAAAGAUAUAGUAACAUUGAUAGAUUACUUACGUCACCAUCUCAUUCGGGAUCAAAUUCUUCAGAGACAAUGGAAACUGGUUCAAUCUCUGGUUCAUCAUCUACUAAAGGUUCUAAUGCAUUGUUUAAAAAAAAUUAUACUAUUAACACUUCGAGUACCAUAGAACCUACUGAACCACCACACUAUGAUGAUAUCGUUAAAGAAUAA